Messenger RNA from Paramisgurnus dabryanus, 4278 nucleotides. The record is from RefSeq and is a predicted model, not a curated record. NCBI's taxonomy places the organism in Eukaryota, Metazoa, Chordata, Actinopteri, Cypriniformes, Cobitidae.
UAUUUUUUAUCGCACUGCUUGACAUUAACCAUACAUACAAAUCUAUGGAUAUUAGCUACCUAGCGCACAUUUGCAGUUCCCUCAAGGACCCCGGAAACGCGCUGCUCCUGUCGAGAGCGCGCGCUGCAGCUUUCAGGAAGCGGAACGCAUGAAGUUGAUUUCUCACAGCUGGUGAUGGCGGAUGCGAUCGACACAGACUCCAUGAAGAAUUAUAACAUAGCGUUUGAGAGGAUAGACCCAAGCGCGAGCCGCUACCCCUACUGUAUCGUGUGGACGCCCAUCCCCGUGCUGUCAUGGCUGUUUCCAUUCAUUGGACAUAUGGGCAUAUGCACCUCCACUGGAGUUAUCCGGGACUUUGCAGGGCCAUACUUUGUCUCUGAGGACAACAUGGCUUUUGGAAGACCAACAAAGUAUUGGAUGUUGGACGCAAGUAAAGUAUAUGCUAGCGGAUCAAACGCCUGGGAUACGGCAGUUCACAAUGCCUCAGAAGAGUAUAAACAGAGAAUGCACAAUCUUUGUUGUGACAAUUGUCAUUCACACGUGGCUAUGGCGCUGAACUUGAUGCACUAUGACAACAGCACCUCGUGGAAUAUGGUGAACCUUUGCCUGCUCGCUCUCAUUCAUGGCAAACACGUCAGUUGUGCAGGCUUUCUAAAGACCUGGCUUCCGUUCUUCAUCCUAACCAGUGUCAUCCUGGCUGUAGCCCUAUCUCUAAACCUGCGAUGACCCAGCAUGCUCCGAUAGAGGUGGGGUAGUUCAGGAUGGGUUGGUACAAAGCCUCGCGUCCUGCAGGAGAUCCACUUUUGCAGCUAAAUGUGGGACUCCAAUGAUUGUCAACUGAACCAGAGGUGGUGGUGAAUACAAUCCAGUCCAACUCUUCAGAACAUAUAGAGGAGCUCAACCUUAAAUGCUGGUCCUCUGUGUCGUAGGAUAGGGACAGCAAAUACACCAUGCCUUCAGUGUGUUGUGGUGAUGUACGACAUGCUAUUUCCUUAAAACGUCUUCCAAAGGCAUAAUCUGGUGUAAAUCUUUAUGGUGCUUAGUUAUUGUUUGAUUAGAUGUUGAUCUCUAUAUUAUUAUAUUAACACACAUAAAAAUAACACUUUAAAUUUAUAAAGUCUUUUUUAAACACUACACUAUACAUUUCUAAUCAUUUUAUGAUUAUCAUAGAACAAAAUGCAUGGAGAUAAAAAUUGAUUUCCUUUAAAAAGAAUUUAACAUGAAUAUUCUCAUUUUUAAUAUUUAGUUUUAUUUAGCAAACCUCUUUAAUCUUAAUAACAGUAUAUUGGCAUGCUUUAUUCAGUGUAAUUUGUUCUAUUUUUAUACAAAAAUAUAAUUGUGUAUGGAGAUUAGCACUAAAAAACUUAUUGUUAGUUACUGUGUUAAUUAUUAAGUCUUGUUUGCAUUACGUAUAUUUCAAAACCAUAAUUUGCAACAAAAAUGCCUGGCCAGCUAUUAUUAUUUUGCAUUAUUUAGUCAACAUGAAGUUCACAAUCCUUUUUACUUCUGUAAUUGAAUUGCUGUUUGUCAUUUGGAAAUACAAGAAGAAAAAUGUAGGCCACAUGCAGGGCUUGAUUUUAUCAAUCAGAAAUUUAAUGCAUAACAACCGUUAAACCUAUGAGGUUAAGCCCUGCUGAGAAAACUCGCACAGAGGUGGAGCUGGUGUAGGAGUCUUUCUUUAUGAAAUGCGAAAAGUUUUAUUUUUGACAUUCUCUGGUGAAUCGUAUAUAAUGACCAGGAACAUGUUUUGAAGUAUAAAGGGUCAAUAAUUCAUGUUGACUGCAAACUAAGAAAUCUUUAUUUAUUUAACUUUUUUGAAAAUGUUCUGUGUUUACAAAUUUUGUUUUCACAAGAAAUAUCAAAGGACAUGCUGUUAUCAUAACUGCUGGUUUUAAUAAUCGUAUGAUAUAAAUGAUAACACAGUUUGUGUUCAAGAUGGUCAAAGAUUUGUGUAAUGUUUAUGAAGAAUCUUAAGUAGGUAAAUAAUAGGCACAAAACAUGUUAAUGUUAUAUUUUACUUUAAAAUCAAAACAGUCCAACUCCGUUAAAAAUAAAUAGAAAUUGUUACUGAGCAAAUUACAUAAAUAAAUUGUGCUAAAUGUCAUCCUACCUAACCCAGUUCGCAAAGAUUGGCUUAUAAAAACAGUUUAUCAUUUGGUCUGCAUCGAUUUUCACAGGUAAUAUCAGUUUGACCAAUUUUUUUUACGUAUUUAUAAAAAUACCUGCGCAGGUAACUUGAAAUGCAUGUUUUACAUAGAAAUGCUGGUAGAGAGGCAAAAGUUACAGAGUGCAGCUUUAAUUAUCCUAAAAACAACUUAAAUCAUUUUUUGCUGUUUUAAUGACUUGGACAUGCUUUCCUAAGAUUCAUCCAUACAAUUUCUUUAGUCUGAUUAGUGUCUGAUCUUGGCAAAUCCUAUGUAUUUUACGAGGUGGCUAAUUUGGGUUAAUUCAUACGACCAAAUUCACAUUCUUUUGUAUGAUUUGCUUUGCCGGAGGGAGGACUUUUUUGUAGGCAAACCCAUAAGUAAGCAGGGCAGUGGUUCCCUCAUUAAAAUGCCCAUUAAUUUUUCUAAGUCUAAAUGCAUUUAGUAGAAAUAAAAAGCUUACCUUAGGCUACAAGCAAACUUCACCACAGUCGAUCAACAUGAUCACCACUAAGAUUCCGACAGCUCUUUUAAACUUUAUUCAAUGCAUUUAUAAACAUGUUCCCUGGUACGGAAAUACUCUGUGGCUAAAUCUUUUUUGGGAAGUUUGCCUAUGUUGCGUUGUUUUUUAGGGCACGCACACAUUAUCCAAAACCAACCCAACUGCGCCCUAGUUCGAUUGCCCUCCACUCACCUGUACUCUCAAUGUACUUUUAUCGAUCCGAGGCUAUGGGGGUCAAAUGUACCUCAGGUGCGGUUUGGUUGGGAUAAUGUGAAUGCCCUUAAAGGAGCAUUUCACCUGUAGAAACAUUAAUCUUUAUUGAAAGUGUGUCAUAUUUGUAGUCGAAAUUUAACAUACAUUUAGAAUUUGGUGCCUAUUUGACCGAGAAAAGGGUGUUUGUAGUCUCACUCCCUCAACAAAGAUACUGGACUUCCUUCUUUCAAUGAUGCAAAAUGAUGAUUUUUACAUCAUUGAAAGAAGGAAGUGCAACACUGAAAUCUUUAUUUCUCCUGUCUCAGCGGCAACUGAGGAAAUGAUGCACGACCAUUCAAAAACAUGACUGGGGUUCUAACUAUACAAAGCUUAAUGCAAAUGGGUGAAGUGUCCCUUUAAGUCCCCGACAAAGUCUGUAGUCCCAUGUAGCAACUUGUUAGCAACCCCCAAUUAAAGACACUUGAAAGCUUUAAAAAGUCAUGAGUGGGGGUAGUAUUGGUGUUUUGUUUUUUGUUGUGGAAUAAAAAUGUGAAAAUAUAUUGGGCUUGGUCAAGAUCUUAUUUAAAGCAACACUAUGUAGUUUCCAUGUAAAAUGACUUACAGCUCCCCCAUGUGGUUGAAAAGCGCAACAGUGCCUGGUAUCAGACACUCUUCUGCAGGCAGGGAGAGGGGCGGGGCUGUGUUUCCUACCCUCCACCGCCACUUUCAGAGUGUGCUUGUAGCAGCUAGGAGGUUGCUCGGGUUGCAGCAACAGUACAAUUUGUCCAGUUAAAAGUUGUUCUAUCACUGAAAUAAUUUUAGAGACAUUAUUUAAAGGUAAAAAAACUACAUAGUGUUGCUUUAAGGAGUUUAACCAAAACCCCUUUAAAAAAAACACAUUGCUAAAUUGCUAACUUGCUUUCGGCUUUUGCUUACAGAAAUAUUCAUCCCUGCAUCUAUUGAGCUUGGGGCAGGGUAAGGGGUGUUGUUUCAUUGUUGUUUUUUAUAAUAGCCACAUGUUUUGGACAAUUUGCUUCGUACGAAUUCAGACAAAUUAGCCAACUCGUAAAAUACAUUUGAUGUCCUCUGAGAUCAGGCUGAAAAUCUUUAAAAAUACUAUGUUUGGACAAAUGUUUAUGUCUAACCCCCCAUUACCGCAAUCCCCAACACAGCUCCACUUUUAUGGUAAAUCCUGUUAGAGUUUUGUUUGCUUGUAUCAAUGAACUUUUCAAAAACCACACAAGUUGAUUUAUGCUGUAAUCUAAUGGCGCUUUUCCAUUGCAUAGUACCCCACGGUUUAGUUUAGUUUGGGUCGGGUCAGCUUACUUUUGGGAGCUUUUCCAUUGGGUGCAGUACGUAGUACCCGAUACUUUUUUUCGUACCACCUCGGUUGGGGUUCCAAGUGACCCGAGCUGAUACCAAACGUGACGCGAAAACACU